AUGGCUUUAUUUGGAGAACUGUAUGAGUGCGAAGAAUUUUUUAACGAAGAGACAUUUAACAUAAAAGAAGGUGAAUUUUAUAAUUAUGAUGAUUAUAGGGAUUUAGAAGAAUCGUUUGAUUACUCAGCACACCCCGAGUAUGUUGAAUCUAACGAUGUAACUUUAAUAAAUAAGAAUAAUGAUGAUUAUGAUGAUGAUAAUAAGAGUUAUAUUAAAAAUAUUGAAAUAGACAUAAAAGAAAAUUUUGAUAAGAUAUCAACAAGAUAUUUAUUUUUAUAUAUUAAUAAGUAUAAAGAAAUGUAUAUAAAAAAUAUGAAAGGAUUAUACGAGGUCCAUUUUUAUGAUAUACAUUUGAAGGGUGAUAAAAAAUCAAUCCUUGCAACUGAUCAUAAUAUUAUAGAAUAUUGUAUGGAAAAUUUAAUGAAUAUAAAUAAUAAUCCAGAUGAUAAUAAUAAUGAUACUAAUAAUAAAAGUGUACAUAGUAGUGACAAUAUGCAUAUUAAUAAGGACGAACGUUAUAAUAUUUAUAGAGAUAAAAAAAAAAAAAAAAAAAAAAAAAGAGUAUACGACCUUUUUUGUAUCUAUGCAAUAAUAUUAAAAUAUUUCCCUUAUAGUUUUAAAUUAUGGUAUCAUUAUAUUAAAGAUAGCAUAGAAAUGAUAACAGAUGUAUAUUAUAGAAAUAAAAAAAAUUAUAAAUAUAUAAAUAAAAUAUUUGAUCAAUGUUUAUUAUAUAUGUAUAAUUUUAAAUCAAUAUAUAUUAUGUAUAUUCAAUUUUUAUAUAUUCAAAGGGAUGUAAAAAAAAUCCGUCAGAUAUUUAAUCUGUCUUUACAGAAUGUUUAUUUGAACCAACAAAAUGAUUUAUGGGAAUGUCAACUAUUAUUUAAUGAGAAGAUAAAUAAUAAAGUUAUAAAUUAUGAAUAUAUUAAAAGAUAUGUUACCAUUUAUCCCGAACAAAUCAUACAUUUAUUUAAGCAUUAUGUAAAAUAUAAAAUGUAUAAAAAUGCUAUGAUCACCUUCUUUUAUAUCCUAAAUAGUGAAGAUAAUUUUGACCUCGGGAAUUUUUCAAAAUAUGAUAUUUAUCAAGAGAUAUACAAACUUCUAAAUUCUAAAGGAUCCUUAAAUAAUGAUAUUAUACAUUUGUUGAGGAACAAUUUAUAUAUAUUUAAAAAUUAUGAAAGCAUAACAUCCAUAUAUAUAUUAUUAGCCAAUAAUUUUAUAUAUGAUGGGAGAUGGAAUAAAGCUAUGGAUUCUUAUGAAGAGGGGAUAUCAGAAUGUUACACCGUUAAUGAUUUUAUAACUUUAUUUGAUAAUUAUAUUGAAAUGUUGAAGAUGUUAAUAGAUCUAAAUAUAUAUGAACAAGAGGAGAGAGAAAAGGAUAUUCUAAAGAAGACAUUAAAAAGGAAAAAAGGAAAAAAAAAAAAAAAAAAAAAAAAAAAAAAAAAAAAAAAAAAAUAUGAUAAAGAGGAAAAUAUAUUAUCUGAUGAGGAUGAUGAUGAUGAUGAUAAUGAUGAUGAUAAUGAUGAUGAUAAUGAUGAUGAUAAUGAUAAUGAUAAUGAUAAUGAUGAUGAUAAUAAUAAUAAUAAUAAUAAUAAUAAUAAUAAUAAUAAUAACAGUGUUGAUAUAGAUACCAAUUUAAUUAUAGAUUUAUAUAUGGAUAAAAUAAAUUACCUAUUAGAUCAACGUAAAACAUAUAUAGCAGAUAUAAAAUUAAAAAAUAAUAAAAAUAAUGUUUAUAUAUGGUUAAGUAAAAUAGAUUCUAUUAUCAACGAAGAAGAGAAAAUACAUUUAUAUGAUGAGUCUUUAAGAUAUUUUGAAAAGAAUGAUUACACAGGAAAAUUAAGUGAUAUAUAUAUUAGUUAUGCUUAUUAUUAUUAUAAUAAAAAUGAAUAUACGAAUUGUAUAAAUAUUUUUAAAUUAGCUUUAAAACAAAAUGCAUAUUUUAAAAGUGCUAAUGAAAUAGCAAAUAUAUUUUGUGCAUGGAUAGAAAUAGAAUUGUUAGAAAGAAAUUAUAAGGAGGCAUUAAAUAUAGCUAGACUAUCCAUAGAUAUAAAUAAAAAAUCUUAUAAUACAUUAUAUAAAUCAUCAACUUCUAUAUUACUAUAUGAAGAUAUAUCAUUAAAUAAUAACCUUAAAAAUAAAAAUAAUUAUCAUACUAAUUUUAAUUUAUUAAGUUGUAUGAAAUUAGUAUCUCUAAUUAUAGAUAUGGAAAUGAAUUAUGGAACAAUAGAAACGACAUUAAAUAUGUUUGAUUUCUUUUAUCAUUCAAAAUGUAUAAAUGUAAAAAUGGUAUUAACCUUAGCUACCUAUUUAUAUGAAAAAAAAUAUUUUAAUGAAUCUUUUAAAGUAUAUGAAAAAGCAUUAUCUGUUUUUCAUUAUCCAUAUGUAUAUCCUAUAUAUGUUAAUUAUAUUAAUAAAUAUAUUCAAAGAUAUAAAGAUAAAAAUAUAUCAUAUGUAAGAGACUUAUUCAAGCAAGCGAUAUAUGGUAAUGAUAAUAAAACAUUUAUACCAAAGGAAUUCGCCAAACAUAUAUUCUUAAUGUAUGCUAACUUUGAAAGUAACUAUGGAUUUAUUAAAAAAGAACUCUCUAUAUAUAAAGAGGCUAUACCUUUCUUGGAAGAGCCAGACAAAAUUAAAUUUUAUAAAAUUUUUAUCUCCAAGGUAUCUAGAGCAUAUGGAAUUCAAAAGGCUAGAGAAGCCUUCGAAGAAGCAAUCCAAACUCUAUCAGAUGAUAGUGCUCGACAAUUAUGUAUGAUAUACAUUGAUAUGGAAUAUAAGUUAAAUGAAUAUGAGCGUGUAAGGGCCUUAUAUAUAUAUACAGCCCAAUACACAAACCCUUUAUUAUACAUGGAUUUCUACAAGGAUUGGAGAGAAUUUGAAGCCUUGCAUGGAAACGAAAACACCUUUCGAGAAAUGAUAAGAAUAAAGAGGAGCGUUUUAAAUAUAUUUUCGAAUUCUCGUAACAAUAUGGAAGAUGAAAAACAACAAAAAGCUAAUAUGGAUGCAUUGGAAAAUACGAAAAGAAAAUUAAAAGAGAUAAUUGAAAAAGAAGAGGAGCAUCAAAAAAAACUUAAAAGAAGUGAAUUGUAUAAUUAUUAG
Plasmodium falciparum 3D7 is the source of this 3096-nucleotide messenger RNA. It is a transcript of the gene XAB2, whose product is annotated as putative pre-mRNA-splicing factor SYF1. Lineage: Eukaryota; Apicomplexa; Aconoidasida; Haemosporida; Plasmodiidae. Gene Ontology annotation, biological process: RNA processing; mRNA splicing, via spliceosome. The record is from RefSeq and is a predicted model, not a curated record. Gene Ontology annotation, cellular component: nucleus.